UGGUUUUUAAAUUUUUGUAUGGUUUUGCUUUUAAGCAUUGAAGUUGGAGUCAGAAAACCUGUCAUCUUCUCUUGGCUCUUUCACUAACUGGCACAUGCUCCUGGACAAUACUCUUUAUUGUGCCAUAGCACAUGGAUUUCAGGACUAGCUGUGAAGAGACAAAGACAGGAAUUUGUUUGCUGCAGGAUGGUAAUCAGGAGCCUUUCAAAGUGCGACUGCACCUAGCCAAAGAUAUUUUGAUGAUCCAAGAGCAGGAUGUGAUAUGUGUGUCUGGCGAGCCUUUCUAUUCUGGUGAAAGAACGGUGACCAUUAGAAGACAAACUGUAGGAGGAUUUGGAUUAAGCAUAAAGGGAGGAGCGGAACAUAACAUUCCAGUUGUAAUUUCAAAAAUUUCCAAAGAACAAAGAGCUGAACUUUCAGGACUGCUCUUUAUAGGAGAUGCCAUUCUUCAGAUUAAUGGAAUUAAUGUGAGAAAAUGCAGGCAUGAAGAAGUGGUUCAGGUUCUUCGGAAUGCAGGCGAAGAAGUAACCCUAACUGUGUCAUUCCUAAAAAGAGCACCUGCUUUUCUCAAACUGCUGCUGAAUGAAGAUUGUGCAUGUGCUCCAAGUGAUCAGAGCAGUGGUACAUCUUCUCCUCUUUGUGACAGUGGUUUGCAUCUCAACUACCAUCCUACCAACACGGAUACACUAUCAUGCUCUUCAUGGCCAACUUCACCAGGUCUGAGAUGGGAAAAGAGAUGGUGUGACCUUCGAUUAAUCCCCUUACUUCACUCACGUUUCUCCCAGUACCUCCCUGGAUCAGAUUUGUGUCGACAGAACGCAUUUCAAGUAAUUGCUGUGGAUGGGGUUUGCAGUGGAAUAAUUCAAUGUCUCUCUACUGAAGACUGCAUCGAUUGGCUACAAGCAAUAGCAACAAAUAUUUCAAACCUCACAAAGCACAAUAUUAAAAAAAUCAACAGAAACUUCCCUGUAAACCAGCAGAUAGUCUACAUGGGCUGGACUGAAGAACGAGAACAAGAUUCACUUCAAGAUAGGAAAUACACGCCAAAGUUUUUAGCACUGAGAGGCUCUUCUCUUUAUAAAUUUCUGGCACCUCCAGUAACCACUUGGGACUGGACACGAGCAGAAAAAACAUUCUCAGUUUAUGAGAUUAUGUUUAAAAUCUUCAAGGACAGUGAUCUACUGGACCGUCGGAAACACUGCUUUGGGGUUCAAUCAGAAACUGGAGAGGACCUCUACUUUUCAGUGGAGUUAGAGUGUGACCUUGCUCAAUGGGAGAAAGCCUUCCAAACAGCAACAUUUUUAGAAGUUGAAAGGAUACAGUGCAAGACCUAUGCCUGUGUAUUGGAAAGUCAUCUAAUGGGACUAACUAUUGACUUUAGUAUGGGAUUUGUCUGCUUCGAUGCUGCAACAAAGGCUGUACUUUGGAGGUACAAGUUUUCUCAGCUUAAAGGUUCUUCAGAUGACGGCAAAAGCAAAAUCAAAUUUUUGUUUCAGAAUCCAGAUACUAAGCAGAUUGAAGCAAAGGAGCUGGAGUUUUCCAAUCUGUUUGCUGUUCUCCAUUGUAUUCAUUCCUUCUUUGCUGCCAAAGUAGCUUGUUUGGACCCUUUAUAUUUAGGCAACCAGGCCUCUGCCUCAGCUUCUACUUCUGCUUCCUCUGCUGCUACUGGCAAAGUAAAAUAUACAACUUGAUACCCAAUAUUUCAUACUGCCACAAAUAAACUGUGUACAAAUAUUCAUCACUACAGACCCUGGAAAAACCACAAAUUCACUAAUCCAAGAGACAAGUUCAUACUGCAGUUUUGGCAAAAGAAAUGUCCCAAUGGAUCACAAACUACUCUCAGUUCUGCAAGACAUCUGUAAAUAACCCUAGCUGAAAACCCAGCAGAGGAUCGAUAUGCUUUUACAGUGAUCUAUUUGUACCAACCUACCACUUUAAGCAAAAGUAGAGACAAAAGAAUUAAUAACAUGAAGAAACACAAAUAUGGAAUAAAAUUUUCAACUGCCCAAUAAGAAACUACAAAUGGAAUGGUCAUUUUCUUGUUUCCAGGUUAUUUUUUAUGACAAUGUGCUAGACCCUGAAUCUGAACAAUAUCCCAACUAUGUAUUAUAAGUGACAUAAAGCAAGAAAAAGACAGAUCCCUAUGGCUACAAGGAGACUAGCAUGAAAAACAUUUGUCUAAAUAUCUCCUCAAAGAAGAAAGCACUUUAAUUCUUAUUAUAAAUUUUUACCUAUACCCCUGCUCCAUAGUGUAUGUAACACUGUCAUUCUGUUCUCAUUGUUUUAUCUUUAGUCCUUUGUAAUCCAUCUGUAACAGAUAAUCAUGCUGAUUCAUCACAGACAAAAUAUGAAAUGACUUCUUGGAUCACUGCUGUAAUAACUUUCCAGACAUAGGCCUUAAUGCCGAUUGAAAAUGAAAUACACAUCAUUUUAGUUAUAUGUAAUGUAACUGGAUUUGGUAUUCAUUUUUUCUAUCUUUAUUGUGGGGAAAUUUAUUUUUAUUCUAAUGUACUUUAUUGACCUAAUUGAAAUAGCCUAGUGUCUGUGACCCAAUGAAAUUUUCAUUAUUAAAAAGGUUAGAAUAUAUAAGAGAAAACAGGAGAGGGAGUCUUUGUCAUUCAGAUUUGAUUAAUCAAUCAGGUACUCAGAUUUACUUACAAAACAGUCUUAUAGCCAGGGAUUUGUUAGUUCAAUGGCAUGGCUACUUUAUAAUAUCACUAUUAGAGGAAAAUGAAAUAAGUAAGCUAUGAAGAUAGAACAAUAUUAUCUUACAGACAUUUCACUCUCUGAAGAUUGCAUCUUGCUCAUAAUACAAGAAUGUAUUGUAUAUUCUUGAUGUUUUGACUCAUGGUGAAUGUAAAAAUGGAGGAGCUGUAAAUUUGGAAUAGUUAGUGCUUCUACCACUGGUCAGAUUUCAAAAACACACUACUUGAAUACCCUGGACCAUCUUCUUGGUUCUAAGCUAUGGCUUUACUGGGAGCAUCGUAUGAAUAUUCAAGCCUCACCCCUCAUUUUUUUUUUCAAAUUAAUUUUGCACAAACACACGCUUGUGAAUAUGACAAAAUGUUUACUAUGUGUGUGUGACCUAAUAUUGAAAAAAGAUGGAAAAUCUUUUCUUUAAAGCAAAGAAGGCUCCCUUAAAAGAGAGUUUAAACCAGAACUCUAUUUAUAGAGAGUACAUGAAAUUUACAUUCAUAUUUUAUUGUUUCCAUUGAUUUUAUGAAUAUGAGUAACUAGUGAUUAUUUUAUUUUAUUCCUGAAUGGUUCUCAAAUGUGCUGAAUGGCAAACAUUUCUAAGGACCAAGAAGAACCAGCAAAGAAAGUAGAAUUUUCCACUUUUAAAGCAUUUUCUUAUAACUCAUUUACUGUAGGAUAUCACUGAAUUCAACAGUCAGUUGUUGCUUAUUAGGCAAUGGUGAGCUUUGCUUUCAAUUUUUUGAUAUUGUUUUUAAACCACUCUGCCUUAGCUCUUUGAAGGUUUGGGUCUAAUAAUAGUAUGUUGAGUGUGUUUGGAAUGUAUGCCAUAAUUGACAUGCGAUCUAAAUGUUUUAUGUCUUGAAGAAUUUAGUUAUGAAAAUAUUUUCUAAGUAUGUGGUUAUUGUUUCUCAUACAUAUGUAAGGUGUGCAAAAUUACCUUUCCAAUACAUAUAUGAGGAAGCAUACUUUCCAAAGGUUCUAAAUGUGAAGCAAUCAUAAUUUAAUGAAAUUUAUUGGAAAAUAUCUUUUGAGUUAUUGAUAAAAAGUAACCUUCAUGAAUAACCCAAUUUCAACAUGUUAUAUUUUCUUCUGUAGUUCUAUUUUUAUUAGUUUUAAUUCUGAAUGGCUAGAACAUUCAAAUUACAUAGCACAUGUUUAUGGUGUUCUGCAUAGAACAACCAUUUGGGAAUCAAGCUAGUUAGUCUAAUAUUAUCAGGUAGCUGAAUAAUGGUUGUUGAUUUGAGCUUAUCAACCAAAAUACUUGCAUAUACUUUUUUUUUUUGUAUAUAUAUUUAGGAGACCAGAUCAGUUUACCAGUCACAAUUCAAUUGAAUUAUAAAUGGUCAGCCGGGAAAAUUUUGUGGAUUUGAUCUGAGGCAGAAGUAAUUAUUUAAUUUCUAAAAGCUGAGAUAGAAAUAUGCUCUAUAUUUAUUAAUAUCCUUUUUCCAUCUGAAAAUUCAUAAUGAUAUCUUUUAACUAAGGUAUAUUGGUGAUAUUUGACAUAAAAAAGUAAAAAGUCUUAAAUGUCAACAUUAAUUUUUAACUUUUUUCAAAUCAUAUAAAAUUGUGACCUAAAAA
This is a messenger RNA of Sarcophilus harrisii (Tasmanian devil), 4275 nucleotides long. RefSeq names its product syntrophin gamma 1 (gene SNTG1). Gene Ontology annotation, cellular component: intracellular anatomical structure; dystrophin-associated glycoprotein complex. The record is from RefSeq and is a predicted model, not a curated record. The coding region runs from base 132 to 1691 and encodes 519 amino acids. The transcript has 18 exons. Gene Ontology annotation, molecular function: structural molecule activity; protein binding. NCBI's taxonomy places the organism in Eukaryota, Metazoa, Chordata, Mammalia, Dasyuromorphia, Dasyuridae.